Mollisia scopiformis is the source of this 821-nucleotide messenger RNA. RefSeq names its product DUF925-domain-containing protein. The record is from RefSeq and is a predicted model, not a curated record. The transcript has a single exon. The coding region runs from base 179 to 493 and encodes 104 amino acids. NCBI's taxonomy places the organism in Eukaryota, Fungi, Ascomycota, Leotiomycetes, Helotiales, Mollisiaceae.
AAUAGCUAAAACUGUAUAAUGUGUUGUGUUUAGCUUAGUAAUAACUUCAAUGCCUAGCAUACCGUAGUUGGUCCCGGCACGAAAAUCCCAAACAAAAUCUUUUCAUAACUAUACACUACUGCGCUACGAUUUACGUACUCAAGGUUAAACUUGCAUAGCCAAGGCCUUAACUACGAGAAUGAACCCAGCUCAGCUCCCUCUGAAUCAACAGCUCGUCUAUCUUCGUUCACUCCUGACCAGAAAUAAGACCCUCAUCACAGUACUUACACGCGCCCCGGCACUCAAUCUACCCAACUGGUAUCUUACAGCCGGCGCAGUAUCUCAAACGAUUUGGAAUGCAGUUUCGUCACUACUUCCCGAUACCGGGAUCGAUGAUUACGACCUUGUCUACCACGAUUCUUCGGACCUCUCUUACGAAGCCGAGGGCAAGGUGAUCCAAGCUGGUAGACUACUCUUUGACAAUCUACCAGUUAAGGUUGAGAUCCGCAACUAGGCGCGUGUCCAUUUAUGGUACAGGAAGACAUAUGGGAUACACUGCGCACCUCAUCAGACUGUGGAGGCUGGAAUCGACUCGUGGAUAUCGACGAGCGCCAUGAUAGGAAUUAGAUUAGAGGACAGCGGAGAAUAGAGUGUAUAUGCGCCCCGGGGACUUUCAGACUUCUUCAAUAUGAGACUCGGGCCUAAUACUUAGAUCAAAGCUGAGAGUGUCCUUGCUGGCUGUCACAGGCUAGGUGAAUAUCAAAUCGGCGACCUUAUGACAAUUCCAAAUCGUACCGUUCGACAUGACACGCCAUCCGCCAAUUUUCCUAAGAAUGAUAAAG